Cynara cardunculus var. scolymus (artichoke) is the source of this 411-nucleotide messenger RNA. RefSeq names its product putative wall-associated receptor kinase-like 11. Gene Ontology annotation, biological process: protein phosphorylation; cell surface receptor signaling pathway. The transcript has a single exon. The record is from RefSeq and is a predicted model, not a curated record. Lineage: Eukaryota; Viridiplantae; Streptophyta; Magnoliopsida; Asterales; Asteraceae. Gene Ontology annotation, cellular component: plasma membrane. The annotation marks the transcript as partial. Gene Ontology annotation, molecular function: ATP binding; protein serine/threonine kinase activity.
CAACAAGAAGAAGCUGAACCAUCUUUAGUUGAUAGAACCAUACUUUUUACGUCACGUGAGUUGGAGACGGCUACUGAUCACUUUAACGAGAACAAAAUUCUCGGCCGAGGAGGUCAAGGUACAGUCUACAAAGGUAUGCUAGUUGAUGGAAGAAUUGUGGCAGUCAAGAAAUCRAAGGUAGUUGAUGAAAGCCAAUUAGAGCAAUUCAUCAAYGAGGUAGUCAUUCUUUCGCAAAUCAGCCAUCGGAAUGUGGUCAAACUAUUGGGGUGUUGCUUGGAGACUGAGGUUCCUCUACUAGUUUCCGAAUUCAUUUCAAAUGGGACCUUGUACGACAGCAUUCACAACGAGACUGUUGAGUUCCCAAUUUCUUGGAACAUGAGAUUGCAAAUUGCUACGGAGAUUGCAGGAGCC